GCUCAACAACCCCGGUCUGAAGACUCACCGCCUCAGCAAACCAAUCUAUCAGCGACCAUGCAGUCUACGGCUCAUUAGAAGCGUCUCGCUUUCUUUCCUCUUCCGAAAGUGUUCCCUGCAACUGCAGACCCACGCUUUCCUUCACCCUUUACUCAACCGGACCUCCCCUGCCAUCCGUCCCGGACGCCUCCAGGCCUUGUCGACGGGAAACUCGUUCGAAAGAUGGCAGCAUCAAAUUCAAACGGUCGUUCAAUGGAGUCACGAGUUGGGAGAAGCAAUCAACGAUACAAUUCGAAAGGCGAGCGCCUGGUCGCCGGCGUCGUGCCCCUGACUGAAGAUAAGGGACAUGUUAUGCUGAUCCAGUCCACGCGGCGGAAGGGCUGGGUGCUACCCAAGGGCGGCUGGGAGACAGACGAAGAGUGCCACGAGGCCGCGGCGCGCGAAGCCUGGGAGGAGGCCGGUAUUCUGGUCCAGAUCGACUACGAUCUGGGGGACAUCCAGGAGCUGAGCCCACGGAAGAAGACCUCUUCGUCUAGUUCCUCCUCAUCCAAGGGUUCAAGUAAGGAUUCCAAGGAUGGCAAGGAGUCGACAAAGUACAAGCAACGCUCGCUCUACCGGUUCUUUGAGGUGACCGUCACUAGCGAGGAGCCUGAUUGGCCGGAGAGGGAGAAACGCGAGCGCAAAUGGUUCACGUUUGCCGAGGCGAAGGAGAUGCUCAAGGACAGGCCGGAACUGCAGACGGCGCUGGAGCGGUCCACCAUGAAGAGGUAGCCUCGGGCCGUGCCAUGUCGAUAAACGAGUCGAUAAACGAGUCGAUUUCCAAGCGUGGGGGAUCAGCUGCCCGCCGGGGUUCCCGUGCCGUGCUUCUCGGUCAAGGAGCGGUUCUUGAUGUGGCAGCGGAUUUCUUUCUUUC
Molecule: messenger RNA, 913 nt
Organism: Chaetomium strumarium
Lineage: Eukaryota; Fungi; Ascomycota; Sordariomycetes; Sordariales; Chaetomiaceae
Product: NUDIX hydrolase domain-like protein
Exons: 2
Coding region: 223-771 (182 amino acids)
Biological process (GO): diadenosine pentaphosphate catabolic process; adenosine 5'-(hexahydrogen pentaphosphate) catabolic process; diphosphoinositol polyphosphate metabolic process
Cellular component (GO): nucleus; cytoplasm
Molecular function (GO): endopolyphosphatase activity; bis(5'-adenosyl)-hexaphosphatase activity; bis(5'-adenosyl)-pentaphosphatase activity
Source: RefSeq, a predicted model, not a curated record